AUGACCAAAUAAAAAGAGGUGUUUUCUUCCUCACCAAGCUCAUUAACCAUGCAAAAACCCUCUAGUCAUGAAUAUCACUUGGAUAAAAGAAGCUACCCUUUCAGGGCUUGCCGACUGACUGACCCCAUUGUUACUACACUUCAGAUAGACGUUCAAUGUAUUUACUCACGCAUUGGGAAACCGCGGCCUCGAUCCAAGUCGAUCAAUCCAACUGCUGUCACGCUGAUAAGAGCCUGCAUUGGUCCCUUACACUGGUCCUCAACUGCAGCAUUCGAUCUUUGGGAAGUUAACUUUACCCACCAACAGGGUUUCUCCGAGUCCGAGAAUAGUCAACGGAAUAAGUAAAAACAAGAUGUCCGAUUUAAAACCCUUCCGGGUCAUCAUGUGGUGUGUACCACGUUCGAUAUCAACUGCCAUCGCGAAGUGUUUCAGUUUUAUUGAUAACGCAGAGGUAUAUUUCGAGCCGUACUGCCUGGCCUUCUUUCAAGACUUCACACUGAAAAUGAUGGGCAUGCCUCUACCAAAGAGCUCUAGUGACUUUCAACCGGAAGCGGCGUUGGCUAGGAUAGGAGCUAUGGUCAAAGGAACUCCAAUGGAAGCAAUGUUCAUGCCAGAAAAGAUCAAUAUGUCACUAUUCAUUCGCGAUGGUGUAAGGCAAAAGCUUGAUGAUCAACCGGCAGACAAACCCACAUUCGUCAAGGACAUGGCGUAUGGCAUCACAGGGUACCUAGAUCUCUUACCCAAGAAAGAGGCAGGUUACAAACACACGUUUCUGAUCCGUGAUCCUGAGCGGAUGUUCCCUUCCUGGAGAACCCUUCUGAUGGCUCAGGUCGCCCAGAUGCCAAUACCUGGACAGAAACCCAUCGAUCCUGCCACCUUUGACAUGACCACAGAAGUGCCGUUCAUGAUGCCAGGCUACACCUACAAAUGCCAAUAUGACCUCUGGAAGCACGUCCAGGAGAACUUUGACCCAAACCCUGUGGUCAUCGAUGUCGACGAACUUUUAGCCAAUCCUGCAGAGAUGCUUCCAAAGUACUUUGAAGCUUGCGGAAUGCCCUGGGAUGCUAAGUAUCUGCAGUGGGAUGCCAGUGCAGACAUCGUGAAGUCGUGGCAGUGUCUGUUCCCCAUGACAGGGACCAGAGCGGAUGAUAUUGUUGGUGUCACCCACGUGAAGGCCCUCGAGAGUUCUGGGUUCCGAGCAUCCAAGCCAAAGAUUCCGCGAUCGGAGAUGACCCCUGACACAAUCAAGGCUAUAGACGCCACGGCAGACUACUACAAGGAAAUGGCAGAAGCACGGAUCAAAUUGUAAAUGAGUGAAGAUUCUAAUAGAGGAAAUAAUUAUAAUUCUAUCUUCAUUAUGGUACUUUGGCAAUGAAUUUGAACUUUUUUAAUCCCCAAAUUAGACACUGGGAUUCUCAUUGAUAAAUCUUAGACCAAUUCCAAACAGAACACGAAUUAUACUUGUUACCACAAAAUUUGAAAGUAAAUUCAUGCUAAUACCAUUUCUUAUCAUUUUAUUGCUAAAAGAUUCAACUUUGUACCUUUUCUUUUAUUGCAGGAUUACAAUAAUUUGUACAGGGUAAAUGUGGACAGUAGAAAGGAAAAAAAAUACAUAUAGAAAAUAAAAUCAUAAAAGAAAGACUAAAGAGCAAUUAAGAAUUUGCAAUUACGAAUAGGAUGCAUCAAAUAGGCUAUCCAUAGAAAUUAACACGUGUCAGCUGGAGUUAUGACACUUAACAUGAAAUGGGCCCCAGGGCCCCGUAACACAAAAGUUAGUGAUUUAUCACUAAUUUGGAAGAGCGAUUCUGAUUGGUUCCUAGUCAGUCUACUGGGCAAAAUGUGCAUGCAACAAUGAUGUUGAUAGGCCAUUGAGGAAGAGGAUUCUAUGGUUGAAAUAAACGCUUGAACGCUAUUUACUUACCUUUAUUUACCAAGCAAUAAAAAUCCAGCUGUUUAUGUAAAUGAUUCAAUUUAAAUACUGCUAAAUCAUCCUCUCUUCUAAACUUACAACACACAUGUACGAUCAUAUUGUAAUUUGGUAAUAGCACAGUCUCCAAUCUUUUUUUUCUUCAAUGUGAAAUAAUUAUGUAAUAUGUUUGUUGCGUAUAAAACUUUUGUGCAUUAUUUGUAGGAAGUCACUUGAGUAAAAAGGUAAUCCAAUCAUUUUAAUACCCUGUCUAUUGCAAUGCUGGCUCAAGUGAUUGUUGAUCAGUUACUCUCCGUUUAUGAAAACAAAGAUUAUUUUUGUAUAUGUUGUUAUGAUGAAUCAUAAACUCAGAUUUAUAUGCUCAGUAAAACUAAAGAUGAUUGCUUAUUG
Molecule: messenger RNA, 2317 nt
Organism: Lytechinus pictus (painted urchin)
Lineage: Eukaryota; Metazoa; Echinodermata; Echinoidea; Temnopleuroida; Toxopneustidae
Exons: 4
Coding region: 353-1309 (318 amino acids)
Source: RefSeq, a predicted model, not a curated record